CUCAUUUCUCAGGCAUCAACAACACCUUUUCUGAUGGUGGACUGCGUAUCUUUUGUCGUGCAGGUUUUCAGAAUGUUGAUGAGAAAUCUGGAAAAAAAACGAAUUGUAAUGAGCCUUGUGUGUGUAAACCUAAUUCUAACAGACAUACAUGCAUCUGCAUCUUCCCCAUGUUGAUUCGUACAAGGAAGUAUGUAUUGCAGAUGGAAAUAGAAGAUAUCAAUCAGUGCAAUUAUGACCAAACAGAAGUAACAUUAUCAUUCACAUGGAGAACUGACUGCAAACUUCCUCAAAUGCUAAACAUUUCUCCAUCAUCAGAUUGUGCCAUCAACAUCAUGCAGCCAAAUGAUGAAAACUGCCAAAUAAGGCCUCUACAGAAUUGUGUGGAUAAAUGGACUUUUAUAAUGAACAUUGAAGGGACAGAUAAUCAGAUCAGCACUGUUAUUACUAAAAAUAAUAUCACAACUGACCCCCCUGGACCAUUUAGUUUCACGCAUAUUAAACCGUUUUAUCAAAGAGGGACCUCAGAAAGUUAAGCUUAACAACAUCAAAGGCUCAGUCACAUUCCUUCAGAACAUUUCACGCACCUUCAGAAUGGCACUGCCCUCCACCAAUAAUGUCAUGCUUGAGGAGAAAGAUGACAUUUGGUUAGAAAUUCCUAUGGAGGCUUUGCGUGUUUUCCCGGUAGACACGGCAGAUCAAGUUAACCUGGGAGUAUUUUGGUUUGAGGAUGACACCCUGUUCCCGACGAUGGAGAACAACACCAGGCUCCUCAACAACCGAGUGGUCGCCAUCGAAGUGGGCGAGGACAUUUCAAGCCUCAGCAAUUGUAUAAAGAUCAUCUUCCUCUUCCAGAAUGCUUCACUGGUGAACAGAACACUAACAUGUGUGUUCUGGGAUGUUGGAAAUGAUAAUGUUGCACAUUGGAAUUCCUCUGGAUGUGUCACUAAGACAAAGAAAAAUGGAACAUUAUGCUCUUGUAAUCACCUUUCAUUCUAUGCUGUACUUUUGGCUCCGGGCAAUGUGUCUGCUGUCAGUUUCCCAGUUGCCAGCCUGACCUCCUUCUCCGUGUGGUUACUGACAUUGUUGUCCAGGGUGGGCUGUGGAAUAUCCUUCUGUUUCCUGUGUCUGGCUGUCCUCAUCCACCUGAGAAGGGGUAAAUCCAUUGACUCCAUAAACAUCCACAUCAACUUGUGUGUAUCACUGUUGUGCCUCAAUCUGACCUUCCUAAUUAACGACAGCCUGGCCUCGUUGAGCAUCCAUUGGUUGUGUGUUGUCACGGCAGCAGCCACACACUACUCCCUUCUAUGCACCCUCACCUGGUUCUCCCUGGAAGGCUUCCACCUCUACCUGCUUAUCAUCAGGGUCUUCAACAUCCAUUUCCACAGAUACCUUCUUAAACUGGGCCUGGUAGGAUGGGGUAUACCUGGUUUUAUAGUUAUCAUAAUUGCUGCUUGUGGUAAAUAUGGAGAAUAUGUCAUAGAUCUAAAUGAUGGUGGAGUUGUUCAAAUGUGCUGGCUGACAGACUUUGUUCUGACCACAGUGUCCUAUUCAUACUUCGUACUGACAUGUGUGGUGAACGUUCUGUGCUUUGGCUCUGUGACGGUGAAAGUGGUGAGAGCCCACCGCCAGACUCCGGUCCAGAGUGGGAGGAGUAUGAGGGGGGCAGUGCUCAGUCUGCUGGGUUUGGCCUGGCUCCUGGGGAUCUCCUGGGGUGUCCUCUUCUUCCAGUUUGGCCCCUUGACAGAGACAGCCUUCUACAUUUUCUGCACCGUCAACUCUCUCCACGGCCUCUUUCUAUUUCUACGUUACUGGGCCUUAACUCAACCAGACAAAACACCUUUCUCCAUGGAAACCACUGCAGCUUCUUCUUCAAGGAUACAUCCAGCAACAGCCCUCAAACACUGUUAGAGGCCGUUCUAACCCACUGACACGGCUUAAAGCUUGAAAUGGUGGUACUACUGUUUCCUUUGUUUUUUUUACAGAUUUCUUUUUUUGUUCAUUCACACAACUGUUGGCAGUACUGAGCAAAAUUGUAAGCAACAUGUGACAAAUAAUAUUUAUUUAUAUUUUUAAUGGGGCAUUUAACAAUUGCACAACUACUUAAUGUACUAAUUUCUAAUGUUAGCAAUGACACAUUUUUGUCAUAAAACCACAAGAUCUCCUCAACACAAUCUAGAACAUGUGAAUUAGAAUUUCACCAUAGAAUCUACAACCCUGUUUCCAAAAAAGUUGGAAAUGCAGAAAA
Molecule: messenger RNA, 2245 nt
Organism: Esox lucius (northern pike)
Lineage: Eukaryota; Metazoa; Chordata; Actinopteri; Esociformes; Esocidae
Product: adhesion G protein-coupled receptor G3
Exons: 14
Coding region: 592-1908 (438 amino acids)
Biological process (GO): cell surface receptor signaling pathway; adenylate cyclase-activating G protein-coupled receptor signaling pathway
Cellular component (GO): membrane
Molecular function (GO): G protein-coupled receptor activity
Source: RefSeq, a predicted model, not a curated record